This is a messenger RNA of Daktulosphaira vitifoliae (grape phylloxera), 10510 nucleotides long. RefSeq names its product teneurin-m (gene Ten-m). The coding region runs from base 415 to 9198 and encodes 2927 amino acids. Lineage: Eukaryota; Metazoa; Arthropoda; Insecta; Hemiptera; Phylloxeridae. The record is from RefSeq and is a predicted model, not a curated record. The transcript has 29 exons. Gene Ontology annotation, biological process: motor neuron axon guidance.
CAGUUUACUAGUCGCAAGUCUGAACGUUUGGCGUUCGGGUUCACGCACAACUUGUGCACUUGGCAUUGCAAUACGUUUUAACGGCCAUCGUCGGGAGUAUUAUCGUUGAUCUUAUUAUUUUCCUCCUAAAUAAAAUACACGAAACAAAUACAUUGUCGUACAUCGAGUUUGCCUCGCAUAUCCAGUUUUGAAGGUAGAAUUAAACAUUUUUGUCGAAUGACGGUUUCGCAGGUGUCCCGAGACCCAAAACUAAAUUAAUCUUCAAAUCGUUAGAUAUAGCUGAAGAAAGAUAAUAUAGUUUUCAUCGUAGACAAGACACGACAUCAGUCUCCACAGUGGCCGGUGAGUAAUUAUCAAAUGAAAGAGGAAAUAAAAACGAAUAACAAAAGAAGCAUCCAAAUGAAAUAACAUUUAAUGAGUUCAAGAAAAGCGAAUAGAGCAUACCAACCGUACCAACAUCGCGGUGAUAGCAGUGACGGGGAAUGUGACGAAGACACUGCAGAGUAUCAACCAGGCCACAGCCUACCACACAAUCAACAGCAGUCUCAUCACCAUCAUUCAUACCACAGAAGUCAUCGUAGAAGACCAAACAACCACACUUACCAGCAACCUGGUUCUCUGCUGACUACUGACACAAGUGGUACAUCCGGAAAUUGUUCGGACGCUACACUUACUGAUUCUGAGUUGGCAUUCGCUAGAGACGCUACCCUUCAGUUACACGACGGUUACAGUGAUUCUUUGAGAAAUCCACCUGAUGUACCACCGAGAAAUCCUGGUACGAUGAGCAGGUUGAAUGGUCGGCUAAAGGGUUCCGGUUCGGGAUCCAAUGCCGGCACAAUGGUACAUUUAUCGAGUGAUCAUCAACAUCCGAUGGACUUGGACUUUGAACCAUCUAAUUGCGUCGUAAGGACGGCGUCAGGAUCUGUUUACAUACAGCCAGAUAUGACAAAAAGUGUAUUGGACUAUAAAAAUACGUCUUCUUGCAGUAGUCCAUCUAAGACUGAUAUACAUAAGUCAACUGAGAGGUGCUCCUUAGGAUAUGGUAUAGGAAUGCCAGUACUUCCGGUUAGGAAUAAUCUUAGGCGACCGACAUCAUCACAUCAUUUUUCAUCUGCAUCCCGAUUUCAAUUCCAAAAAGGAUUUGCAUCACGGUGUUCGUGGAAGUGUACGUCCAUUGUUUUAAUUAUAGUUUGCCUACUAAUGGCAGUGGCUCUAACUUAUAUAACAACAUCAAAUAUGUUACGACUGUCAUACCAGGGUUCAACAUCUUGUUCUGUAUUUGUCGAUGAAAAUGGAAGUGAUUCUAUAACUGUACCGAAACAAUUGAACAAUAGCAAAUCGACUGAUAAUACAGGUAGGUGGCGAUCUAAUCAAUUAUAUCAUUCUCGUAAUAAACGCAGUUUGCAUGAUAAUAAUGAUGAUGGUGGUUCUAACGAGAAUAACAGUGCUGUUAGUAGUGAUUUUAUUGGUGAUGGCUUAGCAGUAGUAGAUAAUAAUUAUGACCAUAUGCUUGGUGCACGGCCUAAUAAUGCUCUCCCUAAACAAAUGUAUGACGUUCUCGCUGCUAAAGGUAGAAGAAUUAAUAGAAACCAACGACGUCCUUUACUGCCUCGACAUCGAAAAAGACAAAUUGCCGACGUCAUAGUUUAUCGAAAGGAACCUGAUGUACAAAAUUUAGAAGAUUCAGAGCAAUCUAUUGUAGAUAUUGUACCACUAGAUCUUGAACAUCGAAUUCGAGUUAACUUAACAAUUGCUUCUGAUGAUCCAUCCAGGAGCCCUGUAUACUCGGUGUCUUUAUCAUUACCAGGAGGUAAUCAUGAGCUUGAUCAAAAUGAAUACUUAUCAGCUAAUAAAGCGCUAUCUGAAACUAAUACUCUACUACCUCAGCCAUUGAAUAAAGCAACUGGUUCUGAAUGUGAGUGUGUUUGUCCUUGUAUGGAUAAGGAAGACGACGGAUAUAGUAGUGUCACAAUAGCUACUUCUUCCUCUCCGUCUUUGUUCAGUGAUACUAUUUGGAUUAACGAUACCUUAUCUUGGACUACAUGGUCAACUACAGAAGCAUCAAUAUCUACAGAAAAAACUGAUGAUACUGUGUCUUGUUCUCCUCCAAUUUUGCUUUUUUGCGAUCCAGGGUCAAAAUUAUUCCCCGUUAGGACUUCUCCACCAGAUGGUACUACAUUUGCUCAGAUUGCUUUAGGAGAAAAAUCUGAAGGUGAAAUAUCACCCUACGGCUACUGGAAUGUGCAAUUUUAUCAUCCACGAGCUGCAUAUGUUAGAUUUGAAUACAAUUUCCCUAGGGGUGCUAGUAUUGCAGUAUAUGGACGUCGAAAUGCGUUGCCUACUCAUACACAAUAUGAAAUUUUAGAAGUUCUCAAUGGAUUUAAAUCUCGUCAAGCUAGAUCCACACAUCCAAGCAUAAAAAAAGAAGUGACUCAUUAUCUGGAGCCUGGUCAUUGGUUUUUGUCAAUGUACAAUGAUGAUGGUGAUCUAACUAUGGUCACUUUCUCAGCUGUUGUAUCGCAAGAUAUGACUUUGAGUUGCCCAAAUGGGUGUAGUGGAAAAGGCGAAUGCUUACUUGGUCAUUGUCAAUGUAAUCCUGGGUUUGGUGGAGAUGACUGUAGUGACAGUGUAUGUCCAGUAUUGUGUAGUCAAAGAGGUGAAUACAUAAAUGGAGAAUGUCAGUGUAAUCCAGGUUGGAAAGGAAAAGAAUGUAACAUGAGGCAUGAUGAAUGUGAAAUGCCUGAUUGCAAUGGUCAUGGUUAUUGCACAAAUGGGAAAUGCAUGUGUGCUCUAGGCUUUAAAGGAAAAUUUUGUUCAGAAAUUGAUUGUCCGAAUCCCAACUGCAGCGGACAUGGUGUUUGUGUAGAGGGAACCUGCAUCUGUAAAAAAGGCUGGAAAGGUGUAAACUGCGAUGAAAUGGAUAAAGAUGCAAUCCAAUGUUUACCUGAUUGUUCUGGUCAUGGUACUUUUAACUUGGAAUCACAAGCAUGUCAGUGUGAACCUUUAUGGUCAGGCGAUGAUUGCUCUAAAGAAAUUUGUGAUUUGGAUUGUGGAGUUCAUGGCCAUUGUGUUGGUGAAACUUGCGCUUGCGAUGUUGGUUGGUCUGGACAGUACUGCAACAUGAAAUUAUGCGAUAGUCGUUGUAAUGAACAUGGUCAAUGUAAAAAUGGUACAUGUUUAUGUGUAACUGGCUGGAAUGGAAAACAUUGUACAUUGGAAGGAUGUCCAAAUGGAUGUUCUGGACAUGGUCAAUGUCGAGUUAACGGUGAUAAUGUAUGGCAAUGUAAGUGCAUGGAUGGGUGGGAUGGAUUAGACUGUAAUACUCAGUUGGAACGUGAUUGUAAUGAUAAUAUUGAUAAUGACAAAGAUGGUCUUAUGGAUUGUGAGGAUCCUGAAUGUUGUUUAAAUCAUAUGUGUCGCAGCAGUCAGCAUUGCGUUUCUUCUCCGAAACCUAUCGAUAUACUUUUACGCAAACAACCACCAGCCAUAACAGCGUCGUUCUUUGAACGUACUAAAUUCCUUAUCGAGGAAGGUAGUCUUCAAAACUAUGCUCGAUCAGACAAUUUCAACGAAAGCGUUUUCUGGAGCCACUUCAAUACGAGCCGAUCUGCAGUUAUCCGUGGACGAGUUGUUACUUCUACUGGAAUGGGACUAAUGGGUGUACGAGUAAGCACAAAUAUUGCACCUGAAGGCUUCACACUCACUCGAGAAGAUGGGUGGUUUGAUUUAUUAGUAAAUGGAGGUGGAGCUGUAACUUUACAGUUUGGAAGAAGUCCCUUUAAAGCACAAAGUCAAAUUGUCAAUGUUCCUUGGAAUGAAAUUGUCAUCAUUGAGACAAUUACAAUGACUUUAAGUGAUGAUAAGGGAAUCCAAUCUGGUGGACAACCAUGUAAAGCACAUGACUACGAUCAAAUGAAACCUGUAGUACUAGCAUCGUGGAAACAUGGAUUUCAAGGGUCUUGGUCAGAUAAAAGUGCCGUAUUAGCAGAGUCUCAGGUAGUACAAGAAAGUUUCCAGAUUCCCGGGACAGGAUUGAAUCUAGUUUAUCAUAGUUCUCGAUCAGCAGGUUAUUUGUCUACUAUUCAGCUACAAUUAACGCCAGAAAUUAUUCCACACACUUUAAAACUUAUUCAUUUGAGAAUAACUAUUGAAGGAAUAUUAUUUGAAAAAACAUUUGAAGCAGAUCCAGUGAUUAAAUAUACAUAUGCUUGGAAUAGAUUAAAUGUGUACAGACAAAAUGUCUAUGGAGUGACAACGGCUUCAGUAAAAGUUGGUUAUGAAUAUACGGAUUGUAAAAACAUUGUGUGGGACGUACAAACUACUAAGCUUAGUGGAAAUGAUAUGAGUAUAUCAGAAGUUGGCUCUUGGAACUUGGAUAUACAUCAUCGUUAUAACUUCCAUGAAGGAAUAUUACAAAAAGGCGAUGGAUCAAACAUUUAUCUCAAACAAAAACCAAGAAUUAUUAUGACAUCUAUGGGUGAUGGGCAUCAAAGACCUCUCGAAUGUACAGAUUGUGACGGUGAUAGUGGACUCAAACAACGUUUAUUAGCGCCAGUAGCUGUUGCAGCAGCUCCUGAUGGCUCUAUUUAUGUUGGUGAUUUUAACUUAAUACGAAGAAUCAUGACAGAUGGAACUGUUAAGACUGUAGUCCGAUUAAAUGUCACUAGAGUAUCUUACCGCUAUCAUAUAGCUGUUAGUCCAUUAGAUGGAUCUUUGUAUAUUUCUGACCCAGAAAGUCAUCAAAUUCUGAAGGUUAAAAAUCCAAAUAACUUUUCUAAUCCUGAUAAUAACUGGGAACCAGCAGUUGGGUCUGGUGAAAGAUGUCUUCCCGGUGAUGAAGCGCAUUGUGGUGAUGGUGCUCUGGCAAGAGAUGCUAAACUAGCUUAUCCAAAAGGUGUUGCAAUAUCUUCUGAUAAUAUUCUAUAUUUUGCUGAUGGCACCAAUAUACGAAUGGUUGAUAAAGAUGGCUUGGUAUCCACUAUAAUUGGCAAUCAUAUGCAUAAAUCUCAUUGGAAGCCUAUACCAUGUGAAGGAACUUUAAACACCGGUGAAGUACAUUUAAGAUGGCCAACGGACUUGAGUAUUAAUCCUUUAGAUAAUACUCUACAUAUAAUCGAUGAUCAUAUGGUAAUGAAAUUGACUACUGAUAAUCGAUUAAAAGUUAUCGCUGGUAGACCCAUUCAUUGUCCACCGAUCGGGCGAACUGGGAUAAAUACCGAUCAAGAAUUAGCUAUACAAACAGCAUUAGUAAUGCCACAAAGUAUAGCAUUCGCUCCAAAUGGUAAUUUGUUCGUUGCAGAGUCAGACUCUCAAAGAACUAAUAGGAUUCGAGUUAUCAGCACUGAAGGAAAAAUUGCUCGUUUUGCUGGUGCCGAAUCUAAAUGUAACUGUUUGGACCGUGGAUGUGAUUGUUUUGAAGAAGAUCAUUUUCUAGCUGCAACUGCAAAAUUCAAUACGAUUUCUUCGAUUACUGUGUCACCUGAUGGAGUUGUACAUGUGGCUGAUCAAGCUAAUUAUAGAAUAAGAUCUAUCAUGUCACGAUCUCCUGAAGCAACACCAACUCGAGAAUACGAAGUAUAUUCACCAACUACUCAAGAGCUAUAUGUAUUUAACCGUUUUGGUCAACAUAUAGCAACACGAAAUAUUCUCACUGGCGAAACUAGUUACCAAUUUACGUAUAAUCAAUUUACUAGUAGUGGAAAACUUAGUUCAGUAACUGAUGCAGCUGGAAACAAAGUAUUUUUAUUAAGAGAUCACGCACAACAAGUCAACUCUAUUGAAAAUACUAAAGGUCAAAAGUGUCGUUUAAGAAUGUCUCGUAUGAAGCUCUUGAGUGAAGUAAAUACACCAGACAAUUUCAACAUAACAUUUGAUUAUUAUGGCCCAUCGGGUUUACUGAGAUCAAAAUUGGAUUCAGCUGGUAGAGGUUAUGUGUAUACUUAUGAUGACUUUGGGCGAUUAAUUGGAGCAGUUACACCAACAGGAAAACUAAUUCGUUUAGCAUUUGAUCUUAGUGUAAAAGGCGCUUCUGUGAAAAUUUCCAAUGAUGAUAAUCAGCCAUCAACAAUGUUAAUUAAAGGAACUUCUGUAGAAACAAAAUUAGGCGGUUCGGAGAAACAUACAUCUAUCACCAGCGAAGGAGACAUUAUAUCAGAAACAUCAUGGGGUAAUAGAGUGACAAUUGAAUCGGUACCUUAUGCAGUUUUAAUGGAAGCUGAUUCAGUAUUGGCUGAGAGUUAUCCAGUGCCUGGAAAACUGAAAACUGAAAUUGGAUCUGAUCUAGCAAAUAGAUUUGAAUGGAGAUAUUACUUAAGAGGGAAAUCUGGCGGAAAACUUAAGCCCGGUGAAGCCAAAUCUGUUGCACAAGUUGGAAAAAAAUUGCGCAUUAAUGGAGAAAAUAUAGUUUCUUUAGAAUUUGAUAGAGAAAGUAGUACAGUGGGUGCAUUUAUGGAAGAUCAUAUUGAACUUUUAAAUAUUACGUAUGAUGUCACUGGACGACCUGUCAAAUGGGGACCAAGGAGUAAGGUGUACUCUGAAGUUGAACUCACUUAUGAUCGAUUCAGUAGACUUAGCGUAUGGCGGUGGGGUGAUUUAAAAGAAAUAUAUGGUUAUGACAGAGCUGGAAGAUUAGCUGAAAUACGUUAUGCCGAUGGCAAGUCUACUUUGUAUGUUUUUAAAGACAUGUUCAGCAGCUUGCCAUUGAAAGUGACCACGCCCAGGGGAAGUGAUUACUUACUUCAGUACGACGAAUCUGGUGCAUUACAAUCACUAACAACCCCCAGAGGACACAUUCAUGCGUUUUCGAUUCAAACAUCUCUUGGAUUCUACAAAUAUCAAUAUCAUUCACCAAUCAGUCCACAUCCUUAUGAAUUACGAUAUGAUGACAAUGGAAAUAUCCUAGCUAAAAUCUAUCCACACCAAUCAGGCCGUGUAUCCUAUUUGUAUGAUCAACAUGGAAAUAUCGAAAUUAUUAUAGCUGGUUUGAUUUCAAUACAUUAUGCAUACCAGACUAAUACUAAUUUAGUGAAAAACAUUAAUGUAGUAGAACCAGGCUUUGAAUUGAAACACGAAAUCCGAUACCAUCUGGGUAUAAUAAAAGAUGAACGUUACUUAUACAGUGCUAAAUGUGGACUUCACAAUACCCACCUAAAAUAUCAAGUCGAUGGUAAUGCUAGAGUUACGGCUGUUGACGUGACUAUUGGAAACAAAGAGCUAUCUCAGCUUAAAUUGAAGUAUAAUCAAAAUAUGGGUACUUUAGAAAGUAUAAGUGACUUAAGAAUAUACAAAAAUACUUUUAAUAAAUCAGUUAUUCAUGAUACGGCUAAGCAAUAUUUUUCUAUUUCGGAGUAUGAUAACCAUGGAAGACUAAAGUCUGUUGUUAUUAACAUUAAAGCCAAUGAUGUAUACAGAAUGGAAUUAGAAUAUGAUGUGAGAAAUAGAAUUUCUUCUCAAAAGAUUAUUUUGGGCCGUUUAAAAAUUCAAAAUAGCAUGACAUAUAGUGCUGAUGGACAUUUAUUCGAAGUAGCUGGAAGUAGUGAUUGGAAGUAUAUUUACGAUGAAAAUGGUAACAUUAUUGGUGUAAUGGAUCAUGGACAAAAAUUAACUUUAGGAUAUGACGUUGGAGACAGGGUAGUACAGGUUGCUGAUGUUCAAUUGUACAGUUAUGAUGCUCGAGGGUUUGUGUCCAAGAGAGGAGAAACUCAUUUAAACUACAAUGAUAUGGGAUUACUAAGUGAUGCUACGGAAAGUGAUCGCUUUAGUGUUUCAUAUUAUUAUGAUCAUAAGAAGAGGUUAUUAGGUAUUCAUAAUGCAGGCGAAAAUGUGACACAAUUCCUUUAUACCGAUCCACAAAGAUCGAAUUUAAUAACAGCCGUACACUACCCGGGUUCAGGUCGAACUUUACAUUUCCUGUACGAUGAUCAUGAUAUUUUAAUUGCUAUUGACUCACCAGAACAAAGAUAUUUUGUUGCUACUGAUCAAACUGGAUCUCCAGUGGCAAUAUUUGAUGUCUCUGGAAAUUUAGUAAAAGAAAUUCAAAGAACUCCAUUUGGGCAGCUUAGAAAAGAUAGUCAUCCUGACUUUUACGUUCCUGUUGAUUUCCAUGGUGGAAUAUUAGAUCCACAUACACGUCUCAUUUAUUUAGAUCAUAAAUGGUAUGACCCAUCUGUUGGACAAUGGAUUACGCCUGAUUGGGAGCAGCUGUCUUCUAAACUUAGCUAUCCAACAGAUAUAUUCAUUUAUAGAUUUAAGAACAAUGAUCCAAUCAGUUUCAGUAAUGACCAAAACAUCAACUAUAUGACUGAUUUAAAUAGUUGGCUAAAACUUUAUGGUUAUGAUAUCGAAAAAAUGAUUGGUUCAUCAUAUACUAGACGGCAAUUACACCAGCCAAAUGGCAAAGUUUCUUCUCUUCAACUAGCACCAGGAUUUAAUGUGGUGUCCGGACUUCAAUGUAUCGUUGAAAAGGAAAUGUCAUUAUUUAGUGAAUUUGGAUUUAUACCUGAACCCUUAUUGAAAAUGGAGACUCAAACAAGAAAUUUACUUCCUAGAGUUGCUUACCAAAGAUCAAUAUUCGGUGAAGGUGUACUUAUAUCACGAAAUAAUGAAGGUUUGGCUAUCGUAUCUGUCGUAGAUAGUGAUAAUAGUGUUGUACAAGAUGUUGUGACAUCGGUUUUCAAUGGCUCAUUUUUCUUGGAUUUACAUUUUGAACAACACGAUAAAGAUCUUUUCUAUUUUGUUAAGGAUAAUGCACUUAAACAAAAUGAUGAUAUGGAAGAGUUGAAACGGUUAGGUGGAAUGUUUAAUGUUUCUACUCAUGAGACAGCUGACGGAAAAGAAUUGAGGCUUUUAAGUGCUGAGGCACUCAUAUCAAUCCGAUAUGGUACUGAUCAUCAACAAGAACGACAUCGGUUAUUGAAACACGCACAUAAAAGAGCAGUAGAACGAGCAUGGGAGUCAGAAAGAGCUUUAGUAGCUGCUGGAUCAAAAGGAGCUAGAGCAGAAUGGAAUACUGAAGAAAAAGAAGAGCUAAUAAAUCGUGGUCGCGUGGAUGGAUAUGAGGGGCAAGACAUACACGAUGUUACAGGACGUCGACCACAAUUAGCCGAUGAUCCUGGUAAUGUUCGGUUUCAUAAAACUCCAAACCGUCGAAAAAGAAACCACCGCACUCACUAUCGAAAGAAUAAGGACGAAAAAGAAUAAUAAGCAACCCGUGAUAAUUACAUAAUCAUGAAAAUGUAUACUUAUUAAGUUUCUAUAUGCUACAUUUAAUUAAGGACGAAAACGUGAUAAUUCACUCUUAUUUUUAGUGAUUUUUUUCUCUGAACUUUCUUUUCUGUUGAUAAGUAAUAGAUUUUUUUUAAUUGCUCAAUAUCCGUCCAAAAUACACACAAACUUUACUGAAAAUUAUUCAAUUCUUUUUGGGUAGUAAUUUAUUCAAAAUAAUUGAAAAAUGUUUUAUAAGAUAUCUAGUCAUUUAAUCAAAUUUUAAAAUAAACAUUAGGAGUUAUUUGGUUCAAUUUUCGAGAAAUCAAUCAUAUAUAUUUUUAUAUUGGUACACUCAGGGAAACGUACUGGAUCUUUAAAAAAGUCUCUAAAAACUAUUGUAAUAUCAACAUAUUAAAAUGAAAAUACUAUGUUUAUUCUUUAUUUAUGGAAAUUUCUAAAAAUAAAACAAUCAAUUAAUGAUUGGGAAAAAGGAUAACAAUAGUUCUUGGACUUGCUUUUUUAUUUUAAAAAAAAUGUUGUAAAUAUAUUUUACAUAUGUACAUAAUACUAUACAUAUUGUUAUUUUUUGUGCAAUUGUUUAUUUAUUUUAUUUUUUGUUUUAUUAUUAUUUUUAUGAUAUUAUUAUUAUUACUACUUUACUAUGAUAUUUAUUAUACGCCUAAAAUAAUAAUUAUAACGUUACCAUAUAAUAAAGAACAUGUCUGCUACAGUCUUAAGGCUAUGUUAAGUAAUUUAUCACAUAAUGUUAAUUUUAUACAAAGAAAAACUGUUGCGCCUAUUGAUUUAGUGUAUUAUAGGUAGUGACAACGAAUUCUUUGUUUCUAUAAUAAUUAUUAUUUGUGACAAAUACGUAAAUGACGUUUUUUAUGUUUGGUUCAUUUUUAGUAAUUUUUAAUUAUUUGCAUACAGUUAAUAUAAAUUUUAAUAAUUUUAGUACUCGAAACUAUGUAUAGAACCCUAAAAAUCAUGUGAUGUACGUCAUGUAGUGAGAUAACGUAUAUUUAAUUUAAUUGUUACUGAACUGAUACUUAGAAUAAUGUUAAAUCUUCAAAUUCGUAUAAAAAAUAUAACUUAGCCUUAGCCUAUAGUGUCGACUUGUGGAUGUACAUAGUACAUUGACUUUUUUCAUACUGACUUUUUGUACAUAUAUUAUAAUAAUACAAAUAUAUAUAUAUAUAUGUAAUAAUAUACAAGUAAAUUUGUAUACUUUAUGACUAUUCAUGAUUUAGUGUAAAGUAAUAAAUGCGAUAUUAAUUAUUAUUGAAAUAAAAAUUUGAAUUAGUUA